This is a messenger RNA of Plasmodium vivax (malaria parasite P. vivax), 1944 nucleotides long. RefSeq lists its product as hypothetical. The transcript has 4 exons. The record is from RefSeq and is a predicted model, not a curated record. The coding region runs from base 568 to 1944 and encodes 458 amino acids. NCBI's taxonomy places the organism in Eukaryota, Apicomplexa, Aconoidasida, Haemosporida, Plasmodiidae.
GUCAUUACAAUUUAUCGCUAAACGGGAAAACUGAUGGGUUAAUUUUUUUUUUUUUUCCCCAUUUAAGUUUACCCCCCCGCGGCGGCGACCAACUUGGCAACGCAUCGCGGGGAAAGAGCAAAAUGGGAAAAAAAGCUACAUUGGUGAAGCGCGGUUGGCGUAGCUGCUAAGCGGUUGGCGUAGCUGCUAAGCGGCUGACGACGCGGCUGCCCCUACGCGCGCACCAUUUGGAGCAGAGGCGAAACUGAACUCCUGUGUGCCUCCACCUCGCGGUGCUUACGUAGUUACACCCCUUCUUAUUCCAUCUUUCAGCAGGGACUAACGUUUGGAGCAUCCCCCCCGUCUCCCUGUUGCUUUUUCCCGCCUCGACAGGCAUGUGUGCUAAAGCGGUGACGUGAGACCAUGCAGGUAAGGAGCCCCCACACAAAGUAGACCACAGGGGUGAACCUGUCUGCCGUUUUCUGCACAGUUUUGAGGCGCCGGAUGGUCGUUUCAUCUUCGUUGUUUUGCCUGAACGUGUAUGCAGAAUGAGAUUUUUUUUUUCCUUUUUCUAAUUCUGCUCGCAAUAUGCGUUUCUUCCCAAUUCGCUAUGCGAAAAAUUGCCUACUCGCACAAGUUGCUCGGCGAGUUGCUGUCCCUGAGGGGUUUCCACAUGCCAUCGAAAACACGGCCUGCGACAGCGUCCAGGAAUCCCUACAUGACCCACACCAUGACACGUACGAAGCGUACAAUUCAAAAUUUGCAUGCGGCGUCAGGAAAGACGUUUUCCCCUACGAAAGCUUGUCCAACAUUGAAGAGGGUAGCCACCGCGACGAUAGACGGGGAAAAGCAAAGCUGACCGACGAACGCCAGAUGGCCAUGGAGAAGGAGCUCAUUUUUCAAAACGAAGUGCUGCGGAAUGUGCUCAAGAGCUCCCAAGACGUGAAGGAGAUGCAGAGGGAGCUGUUCUACGUGGAUGAGCGCGACUUCGUGCCGGUGAUUCCCCCGGCGCAGGGGCAGAGCGCGUACUCCCUCAGGCGGGACUAUCCCCCGCGGGGCGGCGAAGCGGAGGAUGAAGCGGGGGGAGAAGCGGGAGACAAACCGGGGGACAACCUCGAAGGGCAUCCCGCUUCCCAGUAUGGCGGCCGUAUGACCAUACGGCAUGGAGGAGACCACCAAAGCGCAGAGUGCAGCUCGCCCAGCGGUAAGGGGCUAAAAGGACCCCUCGAAGCGAAGACAAACAUGCACCCCCCCAGGAUAGGCGAAAUCAAAGUGAACAUAGAUGACAUAAAGAAAGGCCUACUGAGUUACUACUCCAACAUUUAUUCCUUGGAUCACUACGAUAUAGAGGAACGAAUUAACAUAUUGAAGUAUGGUGAGAAAAAUAUUUCUGAACAUGUUCAGGCGAAUUGUCGCUACAAAAAGAGGGAGCUGCCCCGAAGGCCCCCUUUUGUGCGUUACAAUGACGAGUUGGACACCCCUAAUUCGGUUGCUCACCAGAGUAUGUUGCCUGAGUAUUACUACGCGGAGGGGGUUGGUCUCUCCAGGGAUGGGAGGGAGAGGUCCCACUUGGGCAGCACCCACCAAAUGGAAGAAACGAAGGCCUUCCAAAGUGAAUUCGACCACGUCGGGCAGAUCUCCGAGCUGCUCAGCAGCCUGAAGAACAAAUGCGCCGACGCGAACUUCAAGGCGCAGAGCCUCACCUCCAAGUUUGACCGAAAGUACGAGAACCCGGACAGCCGCUUCUGGCUCCACGACUUGGUUCCCAUGCACCUUAGAAAGCCGGCGCUCCACAACGAAGACGGAAUCAGGAGCCACCUGGUGGUGACCUACUCCCAGCUGUACAACGAAGCAAUGCUAAACAAAAAGAAGAUCGCGGCGCUGGAGAAGAAGCUGCACAUACUGAAGCUACGGGCGAACCUCCCCAGGGGGGGCUACCGGAUGGAGACGCGAAACGCGCUCUGA